Messenger RNA from Prunus armeniaca (apricot), 384 nucleotides. NCBI's taxonomy places the organism in Eukaryota, Viridiplantae, Streptophyta, Magnoliopsida, Rosales, Rosaceae. The record is from the annotation of a GenBank genome assembly.
AUGAACGAUCAAGUGUUGGGAACGAUCUGCGACUAUCUCAAGCCAAAGAUGUUCGAGGAGAAUGCCCAGGUCAUUGAAGCGGGACAACCACUUAAUGUGAUUCUCUAUAUUAUAGCAGGCUCUAUGCAGGCAUACCUGCCAAUUAGGGCUGCUGGAGAGGCACGUCCCUCAACCUCAUUCGAAACUCUUGAGAAAGGUAUGUUUGUGGGAGAACAACUUCUGGAUUGGGCAGUGAAAACCAAAACUUUUUAUGACCAACCUGUUUCGUUCAAAACUGUCCGAUGUGUCGAAAAAGUAGAAGCCUUUGCCCUCACAGUUAACGACUGGAAAACUUUAGUGGUCUCCAGAGACAUCUUCCAAAGGAGUUCAAAAUCCGAAGUUUAG